UCCCUUUGGGCCCGAAGCUGAAGCUGCAGGGCCAGGGCAUAGGCCAUGCUCCGAGGCACGCCAGGACUAGGCCUCAGGGGCCUGAAACGGAGUGAAGGUUCUGUGGAGGACUUGGGGCGCUCUUGCCCUGAGGCUGGCAGGAAUUUUGGAGUGCUGAGGCGCAGCCUGGAUGAGGCAGAGGAGGCUGCAGGCAGAAGGCGCGAGCGGCCGGCACGGUCCAAGGCUCGGCGCAUGGCGGCCAACGUGCGGGAGCGCAAGCGCAUCCUGGAUUACAAUGAGGCGUUUAACGCGCUGCGCCGGGCGCUGCAGCAUGACCUCGGCGGCAAGAGGCUCUCCAAGAUCGCCACGCUGCGCAGAGCCAUCCACCGCAUCACUGCGCUCUCCCUGGUCCUGCGCGCCAGCCCGGCGCCCCGCUGGCCCUGCGGCCACCUGGAGUGUCACGGUCAAGCUGCUCACGGUUCAGGUGCCGGCGACUCCGGCUUCAGUGCUCCUCGGUCCGCGCCGCAGCCAGCAGCGCCUGGCCUGGCGCGCAGGGACGCCACCAGCUCCUUAGUGCCGCCUGCACCGCGCUGCGCUUCGUGCUCUCCGCACGGGCACUUGGGGCGGCCCAGGGUGAUGGCCGAAGGGUCCACUUUGGCCCAGGCCUCCGGGGGAAGCUGGCGCCGAUGUCCCGGGGCUCCCCCUGUUGGACCCAUUCCGUGGCGGUGGGGCUCCGGGAUGGGCUACCAGCACUCCUGACCCGGCCACUGAGAGGGAAACAUUCCAGGUUGGUGGAAUUGAUGACUGCAAAGGAGAAGACUGCACAAGUCAUCCUGGACACAGCAAAACUGAAUGGGUUGCGACUUGAGUGGCAGAGGAGGCUGCUUUACCAGUGGGAAGGAACUCUGGGGACCAGGGCAACCUCCCGGCCUUGGUUGCUGAAAAAGGAAUGAGCUCUUAGAUUUGGACUUGGUCAACCUUUUCUUCCUGGAAAAUGGCCUUUGCUUUCCUGUGCUUCUGAGCCCUUGUUUCUCUUGCCACAUUUGGACAGUGGGACUUGUGGGGUUUGUGGGUAGACAGCUGCUGGGAUCUGAGGGCACACGCUGUGGCCCUCUUACCAUGUUUGGGGGGCUGCUGAUCUGAGAGGUCCGGAAAAUGACCAAAUAAAAAGGGAAAGUGUCUUGUCCAUCUUCUACCAGGACUCCACUGAGUUCAGUGACCUAGUGUGAUAGGAAAGCCUCGGAAUCUGGAGAUUACUUUGGAAGGGUGGGUAGGAACUACAGCUCUCAGGCAUCCGCGCACUGGUUUAUAGCAAGAUCCUGAGAAUAGCUGAGCCCGGGGAAAGAGAAAUGUAGAGAAAUUUCUCCCUGUAGCCUCCCACUAGAGGCUAAGAUCAUUGUCAGCCUUACCUGUGAGCCUCCUUGCAGGACUGCUGUCUGGGCUGCCUUGAGAAGAGGCAAGGGCAAGCAAGGUCAGGGGUUCUGGGUCAGGGACCCAGAAUGACAGACAGAGCUCUCAGCCAAUAGAGUGCCAGGGCUUCUGUAGCGAGGUAGACUAGGAAUCCAGAAGAGUUUUGAGGAGCUGGUUGGGGGAAGAAAGAUCUUAGGCCAAGGGCAAGGGCAGUGCAGGAACACCUUUCCCUGAGAAUGAUGGAGAACUGGCCAGGUUUAGGAUGGGUUUCUGCUGGGGGUGCCAAUGUGGCAGGCACUGUUAGCUGGGCACCGAUGCCACAGGCACGGACUCAGGAGAAUUCGUGUUUCUCAGCACAGUGGAGAUGAAGUUCAAGGCCACAACUGAAGCUAUCUGCAUUCUGUGACAUCUUGUCUCCAGUCAUAGCCUUAAGGCUCCUGUUUUCAGCCAAGGUUGUGAGCCAGUCCACAGGAAGGCUUCUGCUCUGGCUCUAGACAGGAGCAAAGUAUGAGACUAGAGCUUCAGUCCUGUUCCUAAGUGGAUGGACGCUGGAAAGAAAGAACUUGGGCCUGCCUGGGUUGGACCUCCCUGCUGCUCCAUCUCUGAUGUGGAUAGUGAUGGCACCUCUUGGAGGCUGAGAUAGUUUCCGGCAGUUGUUUAUAAACUGUUACUGUUCAGUACUGCAAUUCUAUGUUUGGGAGGCCCAGA
Messenger RNA from Onychomys torridus (southern grasshopper mouse), 2097 nucleotides. It is a transcript of the gene Bhlha9, whose product is annotated as basic helix-loop-helix family member a9. The transcript has a single exon. Gene Ontology annotation, molecular function: DNA-binding transcription factor activity, RNA polymerase II-specific; protein dimerization activity; RNA polymerase II transcription regulatory region sequence-specific DNA binding. Gene Ontology annotation, biological process: regulation of transcription by RNA polymerase II; developmental process. NCBI's taxonomy places the organism in Eukaryota, Metazoa, Chordata, Mammalia, Rodentia, Cricetidae. The record is from RefSeq and is a predicted model, not a curated record. The coding region runs from base 46 to 738 and encodes 230 amino acids.